Molecule: messenger RNA, 548 nt
Organism: Medicago truncatula (barrel medic)
Lineage: Eukaryota; Viridiplantae; Streptophyta; Magnoliopsida; Fabales; Fabaceae
Product: 30S ribosomal protein S31, chloroplastic
Exons: 3
Coding region: 49-420 (123 amino acids)
Biological process (GO): plastid translation
Cellular component (GO): plastid; ribosome
Source: RefSeq, a predicted model, not a curated record
AAUCAAACCAACCUUAUCAAAGUGCCUUCGUUAUCUAUCCUCUCAGUUAUGGCCAUGGCAUCAUCACUGCUUCUAGCAUCACCUUCUCCACUCUCUCUUCAACUCCACGCUUCCUCUUCUCACCUUUCCUUCUCUCAAUCCCAAUCUCUUCACUCACCACUCAUCACUUCAUCAUUCCCUACCCUCUCUUCAACCUUGUCUCUUUCACCAACCCCUUCUGUGUAUUGUGGCAGAGGUGAUAGGAAAACUGCCAAGGGCAAACGGUUCAGCCAUUCGUUUGGAAAUGCAAGGCCGAGGAACAAGAACAAGGGUACAGGACCACCAAGGAUUUAUGCUCCACCAGAUGCUACCAAGAAAGAGAAGCUUGAAGAUAAGGAAGUGAUUGAGAUUGAAAUUAAUGAAUCCCUUUUUCCUAGUUAGUUGAUUUUAGUGUUGCACUGUAAUUUUGAGAGUUUCAUGAUUUAUAGUUUUUGACAUAUGGAUUCCAUUUGGCAUAUACUAUUUGGAUUUUGCUUGUUAUCCUUAUUUGAGUUCACUUUGCAACCUUA